AUGGGUGGCGAACGAAAGAUCAAGUCCGUCGCCAUCAUUGGCGCCGGCGCUGCCGGUGCCAUCACCGCCGCCGCGUUUAAGGCGGAGAACUACUUCGAGAGGAUUCAGGUCUUCGAACGGCGAGAGUCCGCUGGCGGAACAUGGAUUUAUGACUCGAACCCGUCGGAGCUUCCUCCACUCCAGCCGGGAAGUCUCCCCCCGGAUGUCGAUCCCGCUGUGGAGAUUCCGGGCGAGUUACCCCUGGUCAAGCCUCACAAUCAACAGGAGCGAUACUCUCAGACACCUAUUUAUCAUUCUUUGACUACUAAUGUUCCUGAUAUUGCAAUGUCUUUCUCGGACGCAAAAUUCGCCUAUGGUCCAUUUGUACCACACUGGAUUCCCCGGCAAUACAUCGAAAACUACUUUUCACUGCAUAAGACGGACUCCGUCUUGGUGCUCAACACAACAGUCGAAGAUGUCACCAGGGUCACGACAAAAGACAGACCUGAGCAGUGGAGAUUGACACUACGAAAGUUCGAUGCUGCGCGGAACGUCGAUGUCUGGUGGCAGGAGGUUUUCGAUGCAGUUGUCCUCGCAAAUGGACACUAUUCAGUACCUUACGUACCUUAUGUCAAGGGCUUGGACGAAUACAUAAAGAAGUUUCCAGGCCGUGUAGUCCACUCUAAGAUCUACCGCACUCCACAGCCCUUUACCGGAAAAAGAGUUGUCACCAUAGGCAAUUCUGCAUCAGGCCACGAUGUCACAGAAGAGCUGGUCCAGAAUGUCCGCACCCCGGUGUUUCAGUCUCGGCGUUCCAAGUCUCGCUGGGAUGGCGACGAGCCGCCGCCAGGAAUCGUAUGGAAGCCCAUCAUCAAAGAGUACCAUCUAGACGGAAGAAUUAUUUUUGAGGACGAUUCAUAUCUCGACGACGUCGACCACGUCAUCUACUGUACGGGAUACAAACCUUCUUAUCCGUUCUGGAAUUCCGAGGCCAACGGCGGGAGGGCUCUGUACGACUACAAGCAAGGCAAGCUUAUCAAGAUAUUUCAGCAUACCUUCUUCCAAGAUUUCCAGACUCUUGGAAUUGUGGGUAUGCCACGGGUUUUGACGUUUCGGAGCUUUGAAUACCAAGCCAUUGCAUUGGCUCGUGUAUUUUCUGGAAGGCAUUCCGUUGCGCUGCCUCCUGUCGAGGAGCAGGAACGCUGGGAAAGAGAAAGAGAAGAGUUAGUCAGUAGGGAGAAGAGAAAGUUCCACGAUAUUGAGUGGGGGACGGGUGAGACGUUUGAAUGGCUUAACUGGCUGUUCCGAGUUGCGGGCCUGCCUACGCUCAGGGGUAAGGGUCGGACGCCGCCGGUGCUUUCAGAAGAACUGAUCUGGGCUGUGGAGCAUUUGAGGAAGUAUCCCGAACCGGGAAACCCCGAAGAUGGCGAUAAUUCGCAGCAGAAGUCGGUCGAUACAGCUGGUAAAAGAUCUCAUGGAGAUGGCCAUAAACAUGUUGGAAAGGGGGGGGAGGGAACACAAGAUUUGGUGCAAAGACCUAAAAAGGACCUUCUGGGGUUCAUUUAG
Messenger RNA from Colletotrichum graminicola M1.001, 1545 nucleotides. RefSeq lists its product as uncharacterized. The transcript is spliced from 5 exons. Lineage: Eukaryota; Fungi; Ascomycota; Sordariomycetes; Glomerellales; Glomerellaceae. Bases 1 to 1545 code for a protein of 514 amino acids. Gene Ontology annotation, molecular function: N,N-dimethylaniline monooxygenase activity; flavin adenine dinucleotide binding; NADP binding. The record is from RefSeq and is a predicted model, not a curated record.